UGCACUGUAGUCAGUCCCCUCACACCUCACUGGCCAGGAAUGAGGAAGAGUUAUUUAGAGAGUGCAUGGGCUCUUCCCUCCUGGUUCUCUUCUUUUUUUAAAGCAACAUAGCCAGUAAAAUGCAUUUAAGUAGAUUAGAUGGGAUAAAUGUAUGACUUUAACCAUAACUUGCCUGACAUUGCUCGCAUGAGUAACGCAAAUGUGUUAAAUUCCGCGCAUGCGCACUCACAUCGCGCCCGUUAGCUAGCUGUCAAAAAGUUUUUUCCCCCCUCUUCCCCUCCUGCUUCUCUCUGCCGUGGAGCCCACUCAGCGCCGCGGACACACCGCUAAAUGUCUCCACGGAGCUUGCUGUUGAAACACCGAGCAGACCUCGUCGAAGUUCAGGUGGAGUUCAGGGGUUGUUCUUCGGCUCGGAAAUUCCGACUUCCCAGCAGCACCUUGACUGAGCAGCAUGAUUUCUACGAUCAACCGCCUCCAAGACGCGCUAAGCGGCGCCGGGCAGAGCUACUCCCUCCUCCUGCCGCAGAUCGCCGUGGUGGGCGGCCAAAGCUGCGGGAAGAGCUCCGUCCUGGAGAACUUUGUGGGCAGUUUGUUUUCUCCGACAGAGACUUCCUUCCCCGUGGUUCAGGAAUUGUCACUCGCAGGCCUUUAAUCUUGCAGCUGCAUUAUGCGGACGCCGAGUACGGUGAAUUUUUACACUGCCGGGGAAAGAAGUUCACAGAUUUUGAUGAGAUCCGCCAGGAAAUUGAGGUUGAAACUCACCGACUCACCGGAUCCAAUAAAGGCAUCUCUCCCAUCCCCAUUAACCUGCGGAUUUAUUCCCCUAACGUGCUCAACCUGACUCUCGUGGACCUGCCGGGCAUCACCAAGGUGCCCGUGGGCGACCAGCCGCCGGACAUCGAAUACCAAAUACGAGACAUGAUCAUGCAGUACAUCUCUAAGAAGAACUGCCUCAUCCUGGCUGUGACUCCCGCCAACAUGGACCUGGCCACCUCGGACGCGCUCAAACUGGCCAAAGACGUGGACCCGCUGGGUCGGCGCACGAUGGGAGUGAUCACCAUGCUGGACCUAAUGGAUGAAGGAACAGAUGCACGGGAAAUACUUGAGAACAAGCUGCUUCCACUACGAAGAGGUUAUAUCGGGCUGGUGAACCGCAGUCAGAAGGACAUCAACGGGAAAAAGGAUAUAGAGGCAGCCCUGAUUGCGGAGAAGAACUUCUUCCUGUCCCACCCGGCUUACAGAGACAUGUGCGACAGAAUGGGCACGCCGUAUUUACAGAAGACCCUCAACCAGCAACUGACAAAGCACAUCUGGGAAAGUCUGCCUGCGCUGCACAGCCAGCUGCAGUGUCAGCUUGUGUCCAUCAGUAAAGAAGUUGAAGAGUGUAAACUGUAUGAUAGCGACGACGCCAUCGGCAGGACCAAAGCACUCAUCAAGCUCGUGCAGCACCUGGCUGGCAACGUUGAGAAGUUCAUCGAGGGCUCAGCAGAUGAAGUAGACACUGUGAACCUGUCAGGCGGUGCGCGGAUCAACCGACUAUUCCAUGAGCGCUUCCCAUAUGAACUGCUAAAAAUGAAGUGUGAUGAGAGGAAGCUGCGGCAAGAGAUCGCCUACGCCAUCAGGAACAUCCACGGUGUCAGGACAGGUCUGUUCACCCCCGACAUGGCUUUUCAGGCCAUCGUGAAGAAGCAGAUCUCACGGCUGAAAGGGCCAUGUUUUGAAUUUGUCGACAUGGUCAGUAAAGAACUCGCGGCCACCGUGUAUGAGUGCAUCAAUAAGCUCAGCUCCUUUCCCAAACUGCGGGAUGAAACGGAGCGAAUUGUCGCCGCUGAAAUUCGAGAACAAGAGAGCACAUGCCGAGAUCAGAUCUCGCUGCUCAUCGACAUGCAGCUUGCUUACAUUAACACCAAGCAUGAAGAUUUUAUCGGCUUUGCUCAUGCUCAGAACACGUUCAACCGAAGCGAUAACAAGACUAUCGCAGGCAGUCCAGCACAACAGGGUGUGGCCCCUCCCUCCAGUCUAAUAGUUAUACACAAAGGCUGGCUCACCAUCACCAACGUUAGCAUCAUCGCCAAGGACUACUGGUUCGUUCUUACUGCGGAGAGCCUCUCCUGGUUCAAGGAUAAUGAGGAGACGGAGAAAAGGUACAUGCUUCCGUUGGACAACCUGAAGCUCCGUGACGUGGACAAGGGCUUCAUGUCCAGCAAAUUCGCCUUCGCUGUCUUCAAUACAGAGUCAAGGAAUGUCUACAAGGACCACAAAUUCUUGGAGCUGUCCUGUAACUCUCGGGAGGAGCUGGACAGCUGGAAGUCCUCAAUGCUCCGGGCCGGCGUCUUCCCUGAAGAUGUCAAAGUCCAAAAGCUGAAUAACGGGGCACCCGAGAACUUCACCGACCCCCAACUGGAGCGCCAGGUGGAAACCAUUCGCAACCUGGUGGACUCCUACAUGGGCAUUAUCCACAAGACCGUCAAGGACUUGAUGCCCAAGGCCAUCAUGCACUUGAUGAUCAACAGUGUGAAGGAGUUCAUUAGCUCGGAGCUCCUGGCCCAGCUCUACGCUGUGGGAGACUCCUCUGCGCUGAUGGAUGAGUCACCCGAGCAGCGGCAGCGGCGGGAAAAAGUGCUGGGUAAACACGGCGCCCUGCAGGCCGCGCUCGCCGUCAUCGGGGAGAUCAGCGCCUCGCACCACUCCGCCCCCUCGCACACCUCUCGGCCUUUGACGCAGCCCUGCAGCGCCACGCUCCCUAAAAAGGCGACCGGCGACAAGUCCCGAGCCCGUGGCCACGCCCCACCUGUUCCAGCACACGCCGGCCCGGCUUGCGUGCCCAGGAGGCCUGCUCCAGCCAUCCCAACGAGCACCAAGUAGGAGGACACGGUCCACCCCUCCCCCGGCUCGCCCUCCACCGGGAGCGUCCGCCACCAUUCGUGAGCCUGUUUUGUUCAUAGUCGCGUUGGCCGCAGUCGCAGGAAUGUCCUCGGCUGUCUGCUGACUUUCCUCAAGUGCCUGUGUAAAUAGA
Molecule: messenger RNA, 3016 nt
Organism: Nerophis lumbriciformis (worm pipefish)
Lineage: Eukaryota; Metazoa; Chordata; Actinopteri; Syngnathiformes; Syngnathidae
Gene: dnm3a
Product: dynamin 3a
Biological process (GO): synaptic vesicle budding from presynaptic endocytic zone membrane; receptor internalization
Cellular component (GO): cytoplasm; plasma membrane; microtubule
Molecular function (GO): microtubule binding; GTP binding; GTPase activity
Source: RefSeq, a predicted model, not a curated record